Messenger RNA from Nematolebias whitei (Rio pearlfish), 893 nucleotides. RefSeq names its product COMM domain containing 4 (gene commd4). The coding region runs from base 18 to 617 and encodes 199 amino acids. The record is from RefSeq and is a predicted model, not a curated record. Lineage: Eukaryota; Metazoa; Chordata; Actinopteri; Cyprinodontiformes; Rivulidae. The transcript has 8 exons.
UCCUUCUGUUGACAACAAUGCGGUUCCGUUUCUGUGGGGAUUUGGACUGCCCUGACUGGGUUCUUGCUGAAAUCAGCACGUUAGCAAAAAUUUCAAGUGUCAAGAUGAAACUCCUUUGUGCUCAAGUGUUGAAGGAUUUAAUGGGAGAGGGUAUUGAUUAUGACAAAGUUGCAAAGCUGACUGCAGAUGCAAAGUUUGAAAGUGGAGACAUCAAAGCCAGCGUGGCGGUGCUCAGCUUUAUUUUGUCCAGUGCGGCAAAGCAUGAUGUUGACAGUGAGUCUCUGUCCAGUGAGCUGCAACAGCUUGGGCUGCCUAAAGAACACACUACAGGGCUUUGCAAAUCAUAUGAAGACAAGCAUUCUGCACUUCAGGACAAAUUAAGAGAAACCAGCUUGAGAUUGGGGCGGCUUGACUCCGUGUCCUGGCGUGUCGAUUAUACUCUGAGCUCAAGUGACCUUAGGGAAGUCAAUGAACCGUUACUACAGCUUAAACUUCAGACUCAAAAUGCUGAGCCAGGCUCUUCUGAGACAACGGUCGUUUCUGUCUCCGCUGACAAGUUCAGAGUCUUGCUUACUGAGCUAAAACAAGCCCAGGCUAUGAUGAAUGCACUACAAUGAAGACUGGAAAACUAAUAUUUGAUGAUGAACUGGACAAAACUGAUGCUGAUAAACUGCCAAAAGUGCCAAUAUUACUUCAACUUGUAUAAUAUUAAUUAUGUGUGUGAAUCGGGUCAUAUCAAAUUUUAGGAGACUCUUUCUUUGUUUGAAUGUACUGACAUUAAAAAGUAUUUUUCUACCACUUUAUUAAGUAUUGGUGGAAAUGUUUCCAGACUGAAAUUGGUCACUGAGCUAAAUCACACAAUUGUCCUUUCUUUCUUUUUUUUUUUGUUGUAA